AUGGAUCUAACCGAAAACGAAGCUAAAACAAGGCGAACAACCAUAAAGGCUGUGGCUACGCGACUUAAAACAUAUAUAGAAUCUUCACAAGCACAACGUGCUACGAAAUUUGACUUGGUUGAACUUCAAGCGCGAAUCGAAUGUUUAACCUCUGAUACUAACGAAGCUAUAGCGGCGACUCAUCCAGAGGAUCGUACACGAUUCGAGGAAGCAUACUUUCAGCUUAUGUCAAUAUACGAUCAGCGUAUUAACUUGAUUGAACAAACACGCGUAGCAUCUCAGUCCAGUAGUGAUACUCAUACAGCACCUCAAAAUAAUUCAGAGUCAGCGCAUAUACGAUUACCAAAAAUUCAAUUACCCAUUUUUUCCGGAUCAUAUGAAGAGUGGUAUACAUUUCAUGAUUCUUUUGAAAAACUUAUUCAUUCUAAUGCAAAUUUAUCGUCUAUUCAAAAAUUCCACUACCUAAGAUCAUCAUUGAAGGAUAAAGCUGCGGAGGUUGUCCGAUCCUUUGACAUAACGACAGAUAAUUACACAGAAGCAUGGCAAUUGCUGAAUGAGCGAUUCGAUAACAAGAGGCGUAUAGUUCAAACUCACAUUAAGGCAAUAUUUGAAAUUCCACCUAUAAACAAAGAAAAUUGUACAGCGUUGCGUAGUUUAAUCGAUAAUGUGCUUAAACAUUUUAAGGCACUCAAGGCAUUACAGAGACCCGUUGAUACUUGGGAUGAUAUAAUGAUACACUUAGUAUUAACCAAACUCGAUUCUGUUACAGUGAAGGAAUGGGAAACAAGUCGCGCAGAUUCGACUAUACCUACAUUCAAACAAUUGACCGAAUUCCUAUCAAAACGUUGUCAAACUCUGGAAAUCAUUUCCGGCAAAUCAAGUGGACGUACAAUUUCGGAUGUGCACAAUUCACAGAAGGCCAAGAAUCCUAGCGCGCACGUAACUACCUCAAAUCUAUCAUGUAUCCAUUGCAAGAACAUGCCUUCGAACACUAGUAAUUCUUCUUGCAGCGUAACAGGGGCAUCUUUAACAAAUACCGCGUCUCCCAUAGUAACACAAUGCACUCAGAUUAAUGAUGCUUCCAAGGUUCUUCUCUCAACCGCCAUAGUCAGCGUAUAUGAUCGUAAGGGAGAGUUACAUGGUUGCAGAGUUUUACUUGAUAGUGGUUCUCAACUAAACUUCAUUACUGAAGAUUUCGCAAAUCGAUUGCAUCUUAAUAGUCGUGAAUUACACAUGUCUAUUUCAGGUGUAGCAAAAGGAACAAUUGAAACUAAAGGGAUAGUUGACGUUAGUUUCCGAUCACGAACAAACGCAUAUGUCGACAACAUUGAAUGUGUAAUUCUGCCUAAGAUUACCCAGAAGUUGCCGCAGGAAUUUUGUUCAAUAUCAGAAUUUACAAUUCCAUCGAAUAUAGUACUCGCAAAUCCUAAUUUCAAUAUCCCAAGCGAAAUUGACAUACUCAUAGGAGCUCAAUUAUUCUGGAAGCUCAUUUACGUAGGACAAAUUAGGGCCUGCAAGGCGCAUCCUACUCUACAAAAACUAAGCUAG
Molecule: messenger RNA, 1548 nt
Organism: Vollenhovia emeryi
Lineage: Eukaryota; Metazoa; Arthropoda; Insecta; Hymenoptera; Formicidae
Exons: 3
Coding region: 1-1548 (515 amino acids)
Source: RefSeq, a predicted model, not a curated record